UGCCUAAAAAAAAGCAUCCAACCUAAUCUUGCAUGCUCUCGUGUUCAGUCACUGUUGAACUCCACAGCAACCAUUAAUUCUAGAGGAAGAAUCGAAAUCUACGUUUGACAUCCACUGAAGUGUGUAACUGCGUGAAAUUUCUACAGCAUUUGGUUAUCGGAUUGGUUGAUGAAACUGGUCUUCUUGCAUAUAAGUCAGCCAGCCUCCCAGAAACCACGCUCGCUCAUCUGUGAUAAUUUUGUUUUUGUUCAAUAUCAUGGCAUUUCUUUCCCCUAUCAUCCAAGAGAUUUGUGAGAGGUUAUCUUCAACAGAUUUCGGAGGCUACGUCCGUGAAGAGCUGGGGAAAAAACUUGAAAUCACACUGGUUUCUAUCAAUCAAGUGCUGGAUGACGCAGAGACAAAGAAGUACGAGAAUCAAAACGUGAAGAAUUGGGUUGAUGAUGCGAGUAAUGAGGUAUACGAAUUAGAUCAACUGUUGGACAUCAUUGCUAGUGACUCUGCAAAUCAAAAGGGAAAGAUACAACGCUUUCUUUCAGGUUCUAUCAAUCGGUUUGAAUCUAGGAUUAAAGUAUUGCUCAAGAGGCUCGUAGGUUUUGCAGAGCAAACGGAAAGAUUGGGACUUCAUGAAGGUGGAGCCAGCAGAUUUUCAGCUGCAUCUUUGGGGCAUGAAUAUGUCAUAUAUGGUAGAGAGCAUGAGCAAGAGGAAAUGAUUGAUUUUUUACUUUCAGAUAGUCACGGUGAGAACCAGCUACCCAUAAUCAGUAUAGUGGGUCUGACGGGGAUUGGUAAGACAGCCCUUGCCCAGCUUGUUUACAAUGACCAUAGGAUACAGGAGCAGUUUGAAUUUAAAGCUUGGGUCCAUGUUUCAGAAACUUUUAAUUAUGAUCAUCUCAUCAAAUCAAUUCUCAGGUCAAUUUCUUCAGCAGAAGUAGGUGAUGAAGGCACGGAAAUACUCAACAGUCAAUUGCAACAGCAGCUAGCAGGGAAGAAAUAUUUGCUUGUUCUAGAUGAUGUCGGGAUAAAAAAUGGAAAUAUGCUGGAGCAUUUACUACUUCCUCUUAACCGUGGAUCUUCUCGAGGUAAGAUGAUCGUGACAACACAUGACAGUGAGGUAGCGUUAGUUAUGAGAUCCACACGACUACUUCAUUUAAAGCAAUUGGAGGAGAGUGACUCUUGGAGUUUAUUUGUGAGAUAUGCUUUUCAAGGCAAGAAUGUGUUUGAAUAUCCAAAUCUUGAAUUGAUUGGCAAGAAAAUAGUAGCAAAAUGUGGGGGGUUGCCUUUAACUCUGAAAACAUUGGGGAUUCUCUUCCAAAGAAAAUUCUCUGUAACUGAAUGGGUUGAGAUAUUGGAGACUGAUUUGUGGUGUUUACCCGAGGGUGACAACUGCAUUAAUUUUGCUCUGAGGAUGCAUUACCUUAGCCUCCCUCCCAAUCUGAAGCGUUGUUUUGCUUGUUGGUCUAAUCUUCCCAAGGGUUAUGAGUUUGAGGAGGGUGAAUUAAUCAGGCUUUGGAUGGCAGAAGGUUUGUUAAAUUGUUGCGGAAGAAACAAAAGCAAAGAAGAGUUAGGGAAUGAAUUCUUCGAUCAACUAGUGUCAAUGUCAUUUUUCCAACAAUCAGUAUUGAUGCCAUUAUGGACCGGUAAGUGCUACUUUAUCAUGCAUGAUCUUGUCAAUGAUUUAGCGAAAUCAGUGUCAGGAGAGUUCCGAUUGCGAAUACGAAUAGAGGGUGAUAACAUGAAAGAUAUACCUAAAAGGACACGUCACGUAUGGUGCUGCCUUGAUUUGGAAGAUGGUGAUAGAAAACUAGAGAAUGUUAAAAAAAUCAAGGGACUACACAGUCUGAUGGUAGAAGCACAAGGCUAUGGUGACCAACGCUUUAAGGUACGCACCGAUGUGCAGCUUAAUUUGUUUUUAAGACUAAAAUAUUUGCGAAUGUUGUCUUUCUCGGGUUGCAAUCUCUUAGAGCUAGCUGAUGAGAUAAGAAAUUUAAAGCUUCUGCGCUAUCUAGACCUUUCUUACACAGAGAUUACAAGCUUACCUAAUUCCAUUUGUAAGCUGUAUAGUUUGCAUACCCUCUUACUGGAAGAAUGUUUUAAAUUGACUGAGCUCCCAUCAAAUUUUUGCAAACUCGUCAAUUUACGUCAUCUUAAUUUGAAAGGCACACAUAUUAAGAAGAUGCCAAAGGAGAUGAGAGGGUUAAUAAACCUUGAGAUGCUGACCGAUUUUGUUGUGGGAGAGCAACAUGGAUUUGAUAUUAAGCAGUUGGCAGAACUCAACCACCUUAAAGGAAGGCUUCAAAUUUCAGGGUUGAAAAAUGUGGCUGAUCCAGCAGAUGCUAUGGCAGCAAAUUUGAAACAUAAGAAACAUUUAGAAGAAUUAAGUUUGUCGUAUGAUGAAUGGAGAGAAAUGGAUGGCUCAGUAACUGAAGCAUGUUUCUCGGUCUUGGAGGCUCUGCGACCAAAUAGAAAUCUCACGAGGCUCAGCAUCAAUGACUACAGAGGUAGUAGCUUUCCUAAUUGGCUUGGGGAUCAUCAUCAUCUAGCCAAUUUAUUAUCUCUUGAAUUGUUGGGAUGUACACACUGUUCCCAGUUGCCACCACUUGGGCAGUUCCCUUCUCUCAAGAAGCUUUCCAUUUCAGGCUGUCAUGGAGUAGAGAUCAUUGGUUCAGAGUUUUGCCGCUAUAAUUCAGCAAAUGUUCCAUUUAGAUCCCUUGAAACUUUGUGUUUCAAGAACAUGUCUGAAUGGAAGGAAUGGUUAUGUCUUGAUGGUUUCCCUUUAGUUAAAGAGCUUUCUCUAAAUCAUUGUCCCAAAUUGAAAAGUACCCUGCCUUAUCACCUCCCUUCUUUGCUAAAAUUGGAGAUUAUUGAUUGCCAAGAGUUGGAGGCUUCAAUUCCUAAUGCUGCUAAUAUCAGUGAUAUAGAGCUAAAGAGAUGUGAUGGCAUUUUUAUAAAUAAAUUGCCAUCAAGCUUGGAAAGGGCCAUCCUUUGUGGAACUCAUGUCAUUGAAACCACCCUAGAGAAAAUUCUAGUUAGCAGUGCCUUUCUUGAAGAACUGGAAGUUGAAGACUUCUUUGGUCCAAAUCUAGAAUGGUCCUCUUUGAAUAUGUGUAGCUGUAAUUCCCUUCGCACUUUAACUAUAACAGGUUGGCACUCUUCUUCCUUUCCUUUUGCACUACAUUUGUUCACCAAUCUUAAUUCUCUCGUGUUGUACAAUUGUCCGUGGCUGGAAUCGUUUUUUGAGAGGCAGUUGCCUUCCAACCUAAGCAGCCUCCGAAUAGAAAGAUGCCGUAAUUUGAUGGCUACAAUAGAGGAGUGGGGUUUGUUCCAACUCAAAUCUCUGAAACAAUUCAGUCUUAGUGAUGAUUUUGAAAUCUUGGAAUCCUUUCCAGAGGAGAGUAUGCUGCCAUCAAGUAUUAACUCUUUUGAGUUGACAAAUUGUCCCAACCUAAGAAAAAUAAACUGCAAGGGUCUUCUCCACCUCACUUCACUCAAAUCUCUAUAUAUUGAAGAUUGCCCUUGUCUUGAGAGCUUGCCAGAGGAGGGUCUACCCAGCUCCCUUUCUACUUUGUCAAUUCAUGAUUGUCCAUUAAUUAAGCAGUUGUACCAAACGGAGCAAGGCGAGCGUUGGCAUACAAUUUCUCACAUUCCUUAUGUGACAAUUUCCUGAUUGGCAGCUGAGAUGAGAUGUUAUUGUAGCCAGAAGGAUGUGGCUGUUUGUUCCACUUCCACAAAGUUGAUGCAUGGUCCAGUUGCAGGCCCCACGUUUGGAUGUGUGGACGCGGAGACUUGUUGCGCUUGUAAUUCUUUUUAAUUUAAUUCACCAUAUACACUUUGUUAUUCUUUUGACUUUGUAUCCAUUUUAAAUAGGCAAAAUGUCGAGAUGGAAAAAAAAUGGUCUUUUCAUAUCAAAAAUAUCAGAAACUAUGGAUUUCAAAUUCUACGAGGAGGUGGAACUCAAAAAACUGUUUGGAUCAUCGGUUGAUUUGUUAAUACAGGAUUGUGAUAAUUUAUUUUA
Messenger RNA from Medicago truncatula (barrel medic), 4012 nucleotides. RefSeq names its product putative disease resistance protein At3g14460. The transcript has 3 exons. The record is from RefSeq and is a predicted model, not a curated record. Lineage: Eukaryota; Viridiplantae; Streptophyta; Magnoliopsida; Fabales; Fabaceae. The coding region runs from base 257 to 3664 and encodes 1135 amino acids. Gene Ontology annotation, molecular function: ADP binding.